This is a messenger RNA of Anopheles coluzzii, 5486 nucleotides long. RefSeq names its product 5-oxoprolinase. The transcript is spliced from 4 exons. NCBI's taxonomy places the organism in Eukaryota, Metazoa, Arthropoda, Insecta, Diptera, Culicidae. Gene Ontology annotation, biological process: glutathione metabolic process. Gene Ontology annotation, cellular component: cytosol. Gene Ontology annotation, molecular function: 5-oxoprolinase (ATP-hydrolyzing) activity. Bases 586 to 4620 code for a protein of 1344 amino acids. The record is from RefSeq and is a predicted model, not a curated record.
CACAGGCUUCUUCGCUUCAAAAUAGACAGCAAACAGAGAGAGAGUGCAGAAACACUGUUGCUUGGAAGGAGAUCAAACCCGGUCAAAGGGUGACGAAAAAGGGGAGACGCGAAAACGCUCACUCUUCCAUCAAGUGUGUCCCUGUGCAAACAACUGUAUCGAAGCCGCAGCUACGCAAAGGGACUAUUGAUUGUGUAGGCAAGAGCGGUAGCGCUACAGACGAAGGUCCAGUGUCCGCCGUGAUGAUGAUUCCCUUUGCAUAAUAAUCAUCCACACACACACACACACACACACACUAUCAAAAGGGGAGGGAACUGUGCUGAUACUGGCGUUGGUGUGUAUUCCGACAUUCCCGGACGUGUCGUUUUUUCAUUCCAAUCCCAACGCAUAGUCGCCGUGUCCCUCCGUGGUUGCUUCGUCUUGCUUGGGGGCCCCCUGAAGUACAUAUAUCGAGUGCUCUGUUUCAGAUUGUGUGUCCCGGCUGGUCGCUUUGUGCCUGCGCGUCUAAUCAGUCCUCUCGGUGAGCUCUUCCGGGGCUGAACUGAACGUGCGAAGAAAACAACACUAGUGCCAAAACACAGCGAAAUGGAGGGUGGAAAGUACAACUUUGCCAUCGACCGUGGCGGCACCUUCACGGAUGUGCUGUGCAUUACGCCCGACCGUACGGUGCGCACGCUGAAGCUGCUGUCCGUCGAUCCGGCCAACUAUCCGGACGCACCGACCGAGGGCAUCCGGCGCAUACUGCAGCAGGAGACGGGCCGUGCGCUGACGGUGGACGGGCUGAUCGACACCGGGCUGAUCGGGUGGGUGCGGAUGGGCACUACCGUGGCCACGAACGCGCUGCUCGAGCGGGCCGGCGAUCCGGUGGCGCUCGUCGUGAACCGGGGCUUCCGGGAUCUGCUGCAGAUUGGCAAUCAGGCGAGACCGAACAUUUUCCAGCUGAACAUCCAAAAACCGGCCAACCUGUACCGGGAGGUGAUUGAGAUCGAUGCCCGCCUGGUGCCGGCCCAGGAAGUAUCCUGUCAGCUCGGAGAAGCCUCCGCCGGCUGGCGGCGGCUCACAGGUGCGGCCGAUUCCACCUACCUGGAAAUGGUGCCGCUGGACGAGCAGGAUCUGCGGUCCAAGCUGGAGGAGGUACGGGCCGCCGGCAUCAACUCGCUCGCCAUCGUGCUCGCGCACAGCUACGCCUGCCCCGAGCACGAGCUGUGCGUCGGCCGGAUCGCCCAAGAGCUCGGCUUCCAGCAUGUCACGCUGUCGCAUCAGGCGAUGCCCAUGUGCCGGCUCGUUGCCCGCGGGUUCACUGCCUGCGCGGAAGCGUACCUAACGCCCCACGUCGAGCGCUAUCUGGACGGGUUCCGGAGCGGGUUUCGGGAUCAGCUGCGCGGCGCCGACGUGCUGUUUAUGCAGAGCGACGGUGGCCUCACCAGGAUGGAACACUUCCGUGGCGCUCGUGCCAUUCUAAGCGGUCCGGCCGGCGGUGUCGUGGGGUACGCAGUGACCGGGAUGCGUGAUGCCGGGGAUGAUGACCCAGCAGCCGGUCCGCCACCACCGCUGAUCGGGUUCGAUAUGGGCGGCACGUCGACGGACGUGUCGCGGUACGCGGGAACGUACGAGCACGUGAUCGAGAGUACGACGGCCGGCGUUACGAUACAGGCGCCCCAGCUCGACAUCAACACGGUGGCGGCGGGCGGCGGCUCGAGACUGUUCUUCCGCUCCGGGCUGUUUGUGGUGGGGCCAGAGUCGGCCGGCGCCCACCCGGGACCCACCUGCUAUCGCAAGGGUGGCCCGCUGACCGUGACCGAUGCGAACCUCAUCCUCGGUCGGCUGCUGCCCGAGUACUUCCCGACCAUUUUCGGCCCGAACGAGAACGAACCGCUCGAUUACGAGGCGACGCGGGCCGCGUUCGAGGAGCUGCGCAUGGAAAUCAACGAACAUUUGGCGUCGGCCGGGGAGGAGGCCGGCGGUGGUCCACUGUCGCUCGAGCAAGUGGCGAUGGGCUUCGUGCGCGUCGCCAACGAAGCCAUGUGCCGGCCGAUCCGGGCGCUGACGCAGGCCCGCGGGUACGACACGUCGCGCCACGUGCUGGCCUGCUUCGGUGGGGCGGGCGGUCAGCACGCGUGCAGCAUCGCCCGCCAGCUCGGCAUGGCGCGUGUGGUGAUGCACAAGUACGCCGGCAUACUGUCCGCGUACGGGAUGGCGCUGGCGGACGUGGUGUACGAGACGCAGGAGCCCUGCGGGCUGGAACUCUGCCCCGACAAUCGAGCGGCGCUGAAGGAGCGGCUCCACGCCCUAUCGGCGCGCUGCGUGGAGCAGCUGGAAGCGCAAGGGUUCGCCCUGGCGGACGAAGGAUCGAUCAGCCUCGAGCCGUACCUGCACCUGCGCUACGAGGGCACGGACUGUGCGCUGAUGUGCGCUCCGGACCGGGUCGUCGAGAAUGCGGACCACACCGUGUACGGGUUCGGCGACUUUGGGCGCACGUUCCGCGACCGCUACCGGAGCGAGUUUGGCUUCGUGCUGGAGGGCCGACGCAUCCUGGUGGACGAUAUUCGCGUGCGCGGCUGUGGCCGGGCGUCCCUCUUCACCGAGCCGGACAUCGCGGAGGCGACGGGACCGAUCUAUCCGGAGAAGACGACCGUGGCGUACUUCGAGGAGGGCAGUGGACAGGCGCCGCCCGGUCGACUCGUCACGCCCGUCUACGACUGUGCCAAGCUGCGGUACGGCCAUCGGGUGGAUGGACCGGCCAUCCUCAUCGACCGCCUAUCCACGAUCGUGAUCGAGCCGGGAUCGCGGGCGCUCGUUACCCGGCGCGGCGAUUUGACGAUCGAAAUCGGCACCGGCGCUGCAGCACGGCCGCGGGUCGACGAACGGCUGGACGCGGUGCAGCUGAGCAUCUUCAACCAUCGGUUCAUGAGCAUUGCCGAGCAGAUGGGGCGCGUGCUGCAGCGCACCUCCAUCUCGACCAACAUCAAGGAGCGGCUCGACUUCUCCUGCGCCCUGUUCGGCCCGGACGGUGGGCUCGUCUCGAACGCUCCGCACAUCCCGGUCCAUCUCGGCGCGAUGCAGGAAACGGUCCAGUAUCAGUUGCGCCGGCGCGGUGGCACCCUGAAGCCGGGCGACGUGCUGCUUUCGAACCAUCCGCAGGCCGGCGGGUCCCAUCUGCCCGACCUGACCGUCAUUACGCCCGUGUUUGCGCCCGGUGAAGCGCUGCCGGUGUUUUUCGUCGCGUCGCGUGGCCACCAUGCCGACAUUGGCGGGAUAACGCCCGGCUCGAUGCCGCCGCACUCGACGUCACUCGCCCAGGAGGGAGCCGCAUUCAAGUCGUUCCUGCUCGUGGACGGCGGCGUGUUCCAGGAGGAAGCGAUCGUGGCCCGACUGACGCGCCCGGCGCCCGGUGUCCCCGGGGCGGCCGGCACGCGCAACCUCUCCGACAAUCUGUCCGACCUGCGCGCCCAGAUUGCGGCCAACCAGAAGGGCAUCCAGCUCGUGUCGGAGCUGAUCGACGCGUACGGGCUGUCGGUGGUGCAGGCGUACAUGGGCCACAUGCAGCAGAACGCCGAGCUGGCGGUGCGCGACAUGCUGCGCACGAUCGCGCAGGAAGCGCGCGAACGCACCGGGUCGGCCGUGCUCGAGGCGGAGCAGCAGAUGGACGACGGGACGCCGAUCCGGCUGGUGGUGCGCAUCGACGAGCGGCACGGUUCGGCGGUGUGCGAUUUCACCGGCACCGGGCCGGAGGUGAGCGGCAACUGUAACGCCCCGCGGGCCAUCACGCUGUCCGCGCUGAUCUACUGUCUGCGCUGUAUGGUCGGGCACGAUGUGCCGCUCAACCAGGGCUGUCUGGCGCCGAUCGAGGUGAUCAUACCGCCCGGCUCCAUCCUCGACCCGUCGGACGGGGCCGCCGUCGUCGGGGGCAAUGUGCUGACGUCGCAGCGCGUCGUCGACACGGUGCUGGCCGCGUUCGGCACGUGCGCCGCGUCGCAGGGCUGCAUGAACAACGUCACGAUCGGGGACGAGGGCUGGGGCUACUACGAGACGGUCGCGGGUGGCAGUGGCGCCGGCCCGGGCUGGCACGGCACGGGCGGUGUGCACACGCACAUGACCAACACGCGCAUCACCGAUCCGGAGAUACUGGAGCUGCGCUAUCCGAUCGUGCUGCGCCGGUUUACGCUGCGCGAGGAUGGUAGUGGUGGGGCGGGCCAGUUCCGCGGCGGGGAAGGCGUCCACCGGGAGCUGCUCUUCCGCAAACCGAUGACGCUGUCCGUGCUGACCGAGCGGCGCACGCUGCGCCCGUACGGCAUGGCGGGCGGCAUGCCCGGCAAGCCGGGGCUGAAUUUGCUGAUCCGGGCCGGGCCGCGCGGGCAGCCGGGCCAUCGGGCGGUCAACAUCGGCGGCAAGACGGCGGUACAGGUCGGGCCGGGCGACAUCUUCUCGAUGAAGACGCCGGGCGGCGGCGGGUACGGCGUGCCGCUGGACGACGACGAUGGACCGCGGCCGACGCUGAGCGACCAGCAGCAGCAGCGGCAGCUGGCGGCGGCGGCAGCCAUCGUGUCGGUCGGCUCGUCCAAGGCGUUCAUGGAGCGCGGCAGCGUGUAUGAGUACCGGAUGGCGCAGGAGUCGGUGUGAUGGCACGAGAUCGGCUUCAACUUUAACUUCUAUCUCGUGCUGAUCGUCGUGCUGCUGGUGAUUGUGAUCGUGAUGUUUAAAUAGCCCCCGGAUACUGAUGGUGGUGGUGGUGGUGAUGGAUUGUUCGGACGACGUUCGGGCUUUCUACUGUCGUUCGACGCAGCCGACGGUGGUGUGUGGAUGGAGCCAAGCCAUGGACAGCAGCAGCAGCAGGACGAACAGCAAGAGGACGCCAUUUAGCUGCGGCUGUAGUGUAUGUGUUCGUAGAAGGAGAAGGCGCAUCACAUAUUAACCCUUCUUUCCCUUCUCUCACUCUCUCGUUCUCUUACAAUCUACCUAUCUCUUUCACUCUUUCUCACAUAUACACACUUCGUCUCUUUCGUGUCAAUUCCGUGUUCUUCCAUAGUAGGCAGGCGUUGGUUGGGCCCAAAAGCGUGAGCCAAAGUAGUAGUAGUAGUAGUAGUGAUAGAGAGAGAACGAUUGGUGCAACUACAAUUAUACUAUUUACAUACAAGCAAGCAGGGCGCGCGCGCGUGUGUGUGUGUUGUGUUUAGAUAGAACUUUGUCCAUUUUUCUGAAAAAAAAAACAAACAAAAAAAGAGAACAGACCAAACAGUGGUUGGGGUAGCUUUAUUAGGGUUAGAAUUUAGACGAUUUUUCAACACAGACAUAGACACAUUUUCGCUCACGUCGUCACUAGGAUAACACAAGGUUUUCUUAGAAAACUCGGUAGCCAAAUUUUAUAUACCUUCGCGUCCGUCGUGGUGUGUGUGUGUGUGUGCGUCAGUGUAGGUGCAACACCACACGACUAAUGCCUUUGUGAAAGUUAAACCCGAAACCAAAAUAUACGCACACAAAAAAACGUU